Messenger RNA from Protomyces lactucae-debilis, 1900 nucleotides. RefSeq lists its product as uncharacterized. Bases 25 to 1839 code for a protein of 604 amino acids. The record is from RefSeq and is a predicted model, not a curated record. The transcript has a single exon. Gene Ontology annotation, molecular function: protein binding. NCBI's taxonomy places the organism in Eukaryota, Fungi, Ascomycota, Taphrinomycetes, Taphrinales, Protomycetaceae.
ACACUGUAGAACGCAGAACAUGCCAUGUACAGACUACCACGCUUCCUAUGCCCAGCUCUCUCAAGAACAAUCCCGACACGCCGUCCACCAGCUCGACCUCUUUUACUCCAAAACAUAGACAAGCUAGAGAGCUACGUCAAAUCGCUUGAGAAGAAGGUACAGAAGCAGGCCGUUGCUGCGAAAAAGGCAGCAGAGCCUGAGGAAAUAGACCAAGAAUCUGCACUAGCCAUGUAUGCGUCUCUCGCAGACAAGGCACAGACUGCACAGCCGACAGCUGCUCAGUUGCCUGCCACGUUACGCACUACAAUGCAGCUGGCGGAGUCUGCAGACCUCAAAACGGUCGAUUGGGGUCGGGCUGUGUCGCAUUUGAUCAGUAGUGACGAUGCUGCACGUUUGAGCACAUCAGACCUCAAUGGCAUCCUCCUUGCCAUGCCAGCUAGAGCUCGUCUUUCUGCUGGAGAGCGCCUGCUUGCUGUCACCACAUGCAGAAGGGAUAAUCUCUCCUACGACCUCAUGAUGGAUGCGCAUGCCUCGCUCAGUCAAGUCCCACAGGCACUUGCAGCUUUUGAUGCUUUGCAGAAAGCAGGCCUCACGCCAACGCGGUACUCAUACGCACAUCUCAUGAAAGCCUUUGCAAAGACAAGUGACGUCGAACGUGCAGCAGCGCUAUAUAAGCACAUGCAAGCUCGAGGCAUCGAAGCCAAUCUAGUCACCAUUACAACACUCAUCAAUUGCUGUAUUCGAGCCGGCAAGACGGAACGCGCCUUUUCUAUCUUUGAUGCGCUCAAGUACCGUGCCGCCAAUACAGCACCAGAUAUUCACACCUAUACACUCAUGAUUCACGCGUGCGCAAAAGAUAAGACACAAUCGGCUGAGCGAGCCUCUGAGCUCUUUGAAGAGCUUGCUGAACGUGGUCUUCAGCCAACGAGGGCUACCUUUAAUGCGCUCAUCCACGUCUAUGCCACCAGACGCGACUACUUUGCACAAGCUUGGAAGAUGGCUGAACUCAUGAAAUCCAACCAGGUCGACCUAGACAAAACGACUUGGCAUUCUCUCCUGGCAGCUUGUGCCAUGAACAAGGACUUGACACGAGCCAGAAAGCUUGUCCGUGAACUUGAGGUGAUUGGCAAGCAGCAGCCCCUUUGGGCACCUGAUGAGAAGACGUAUCAGCUCUUAUUCAGAACCUAUGCUGGAGCCACCGUGAAGAAGAGCAGAGUCGCUAUUGACGAAGCAACGCUCGGAGAUGAGGGGGAUGCGCAGUCACUCGUGCAGAAAGGCUUAGCUGUUGAGUGGAUUGAGCAAAUGCCCUUCACGAGCAACGAUGUCCUCGAAGAGAGCCGUCGCGUCAUGGCAUACCUCCAGCAACUCCACCCGGAGUCCCUCUCAACGCAACUCAUCGAUACCUAUCUCACUAUCGCCAUUCCUUACAAAGCAUCCAAGCGCUUCAUACAAGACUGGCAGACCUUGUAUGCAAAUCUCGAGCGCAGUCGCUUCUCCUUCCAAAUUGCACUUCAAGCAGCGUACGCUUUUCGCGAUUCUGCCUUUCUCAAUCAAGUCUGGGCAGAGCGAACAGCAUGGCUUGCAAAUACCGCCAACAAACAUCUGAGGCAUGAUCAAGAGGCCACUAAGCUCUACAUUGAGGCGCUGGCUCGCUGCGAUCGCUUGGAGGAAGCGGUGGAUAUCUUGGCUGACGCACGAACGCAUUACCAAUUCACCAAACCAGAUCUACGCUGUUUCCAGACGAAAGCCAUGCAGCUGGCAAAUGAGGAUGCUGUUCUCCUGUACAAUACCAUGUUCCCACCCAACUCUCGUCACGAAGUCCAUCGUGGACGAUUCUAGCAUGAGCAUAUGUCUCUAUUUACAAUUUCGCAUUAGCAUAGCAUACAAGCAUACCGUCUCA